GGCACCUCGAUUUUGUGAAUUUAUGAAUGACUUGCUCUAUCUAUUUUUAUUCUUAAUCUAAGAUCAUAUCUAUAUUUAAAGGGAUUGGUCGUAAAUAUUAUGAAAUAUAUGGAAAUAUCAAAUAAUUAUUAAGAAACUUUUGAAAACAGUGAAAGUGAAAACGGGCUAACAUUUUUUUAUUUCCAAAGGGGCGAGGUUGGGGAGAGGUUUAAAACAAAAUUUUUUUAUUAUAUGUCAUCUGAUAAUAAAAAACUGCAGUAUAUUUGUUAAACGACGGUAAAACGUAUUAUCACCUAAAUAUACAGUAGUUAUAAAUCAUUAUAAAUCUUUAUAAUGUUGUUACGAUGUAGUAAGUCAUCUCGAAAAACAGUAUCUUUAUUUUGUAGAUAUAUUUCAAGUUCGAGCAGUACCGAAAAGCACAGUUGUAAAGUAUUAGUGGUUGGUGGAGGUACAGGUGGAUGCGCUCUUACGGCAAAAUUUUCAAGAACAUUAAAAAAGUCUGAUCUUAUAAUAAUAGAGCCAAGCAGCGAGCAUUAUUAUCAACCUCUUUUUACUCUUGUUGGAGCUGGUAUAGACAAAAUAGAAGAUACAAAGAAAAAUGAAAAAGACAUACUACCUGAAAACUGUACUUGGAUCAAACAGAAAGCUGCACAUUUUGAUUUAAAUAAAAAUAUUGUAACAACAGCAAACGGAUCUCAAAUCGAAUAUGAUUAUUUAGUUGUAUCUACUGGAAUUAUACCUAGAUAUGAGAUGAUACCAGGGUUGGUAGAAUCUCUGCAAAAUCCCAAAAUUGGUGUUUGUUCAAUAUAUUCACUCAAAUAUGUGCAAAAUGUAUUUCCAACAAUGCAAACUUUAAAAUCUGGUAAUGCUAUAUUUACUUUCCCUGCGUCUCCUGUGAAAUGUCCAGGUGCACCACAGAAAAUUUGUUAUCUCACAGAUGAUUAUCUUAGGAAGGAGGGUAAAAGAGAUAAUGUUAACAUAAUUUAUAAUACCUCUUUGCCAGUAAUAUUUGGCGUGAAGAAAUAUGCUGAUGCUUUAUGGAAAAUAUGUAAAGAAAGGAACAUAACUGUGAACACUAGGAAAAAUUUAAUAUCUAUUAAUCCGCAGAAUAGUGAAGCGACAUUUCAGAAUUUGGAUCAGCCUGAAGAGAAAACAACAAUUUCGUUUUCUAUGCUUCAUGUUGUUCCACCAAUGUCAACUACUGAAUCUGUGAGAACUAAUAAAGAGCUGUGCAAUGAAGCUGGAUUUGUUGAAGUAGAUAAAUCAACGUUGCAGCAUGUUCGUUUCCCAAAUGUUUUCGCUCUGGGAGAUUGUAGCAGUUCUCCCAAUUCAAAAACUGCAGCUGCUGCAGCUGCCCAAACUGAGGUAGUUUUCGAAAACUUGGAAGCUGUAAUGAAAGGAAAGAAAAUGCCUCUGAAAUACGACGGAUACGCUUCGUGUCCUUUGGUUACCGGUUACAAUAAAUGUAUAUUGGCCGAAUUCGAUUACGAUCUGAACCCGUUAGAAACGUUCCCUUUCAGCCAAGACAGAGAACUGUGGUCGAUGUUUAUUUUGAAGAAAAACGUGAUUCCCACCAUCUACUGGUCUCUAAUGAUGAACGGACACUGGAACGGGCCAGCCCUUUUCAGAAGAAUAAUGCAUUUGGACCUUUUCAAGAAACGCCAAUAAUCUACAUUAUGGCAUUAUCUAAGUAGUAUUAAUGAUUCAAAUAAACAUAGGUCCAGUGUAAAUGAGUGCAAUUUUAAUGCUUCGAGGUAUUAAGAACAUAUCUUGUGGUAUAGGCUUGGUGCAUUUCAGUUGAUUUCAACAAAUUCCGACCGCAGCGCUUCAACGGAAAAAAAUCUGAAAUUAUCAAUAUAUGUAUAGUUCACGCCGCCGCACAGUGCUU
Messenger RNA from Sitophilus oryzae (rice weevil), 1888 nucleotides. It is a transcript of the gene Sqor, whose product is annotated as sulfide:quinone oxidoreductase, mitochondrial. Bases 334 to 1668 code for a protein of 444 amino acids. Gene Ontology annotation, cellular component: mitochondrion. The record is from RefSeq and is a predicted model, not a curated record. NCBI's taxonomy places the organism in Eukaryota, Metazoa, Arthropoda, Insecta, Coleoptera, Curculionidae. The transcript is spliced from 6 exons. Gene Ontology annotation, molecular function: sulfide:quinone oxidoreductase activity; FAD binding.